This is a messenger RNA of Zingiber officinale, 1598 nucleotides long. RefSeq lists its product as uncharacterized. Lineage: Eukaryota; Viridiplantae; Streptophyta; Magnoliopsida; Zingiberales; Zingiberaceae. The transcript has 3 exons. The record is from RefSeq and is a predicted model, not a curated record. Bases 12 to 1280 code for a protein of 422 amino acids.
CUUUCGUGUUCAUGGCCACUCGCUCGGUCCACUCUUCUUCGAGGGGCUCCGUCGACAGCAAGAGCUCCGCCGCCCGCCUCAGCGGCGAAGGUCGCCGAGGCUCCUUCUCGUUCCCAGACGGGCAAGUUCGAACCCUACGUGCGUCCUCUUGGGUCUCCCGCCUCAAUCUCAAGCUUCCCCCUCUUCCCCCCGCUGCACAGCCCCCUAUUCCCGAUGGAAGAAAGCUCCGGACGCCCUUCGAUCACCCCGGCGCCACCUUGGACGUCGUCACCAUCGACACCGACGAGUCCCGCACCCGAAUGUCGAUUCCGAAUCUCGAUUCGCCCUUCGUCGCCCGCGGCUACUUUGAUCUGUUACAGCGGAGGCUCACAUUCGUCCCCCAGUCUCAGUCUCCUCUUCCACCACCGCCGCCGCAGCCUCCGCAUCGGAUUGUGGUGGACUGCGGAGGAAACGAUUUGCUCAAUGGGUUUGGCCCCUUUCAGUUUAGGCCGAGCUCAGCCCUUCCUCGAGGGGAACCUGGACGCCUUGCAGGCAGCUACAAUGGCGGUGGAAGAGUUUUUGUUAAGGACGAUUAUGGUGAGGUUAGUGGUCGUUUUCCUCUAUUUCGCAAGAUGGCUCACCUCGGGGAAGAAUUCGAUAGGGAACGAGAAGUUUUUGGAUCUGGUAACGGAAGGAAACUGGAACCUCUUCCCCCUGGCAAGAAAUCUGAUAACUGGAAUUUUCUCUGCCCCUCAAGGAGGAAACUUGAUCGGCGCAGUCGGGUUUCGGUAUCUCCAUUCUUCAACUCUGCUCACUUGAUAGAUAGGAGUAGAGGAACAAGAAUUGGAAGCACAGGAAUUUUGGAGAAUCGAAAUCGAAUGAGACCUCCAAGAAAUUGGGAUUUGCCAUUGCCUAUUUCCUUCUUACCACCAAGUGGGGUUGAACAUUUACCAUCUUGUAGAGGAUUCGAACGACAAUUCCCAAUUGAUCCAUGGCGAGCGAGCACUUCUGGCACUGGACCUUGUGAUGCUGGCGGUGACGGCAUGGCUUCUUCAGUUAGAACAUCUCAUGUAAGAUCAUGUUGUCUUUACCUUACUGCCGGCAUGGCUUCUUCAGUUAGAACAUCUCAUGGUUUUCAUGUCUUGCAUCAGAAAACUUCAGCAAACCCUCUUGACACUACAGUCUGCGCUGACAAUCCACAAAAACAUGCUUCACAGUGGAACAUGAGGAGAUUCAAGAGAACUGCAAAUUUUGAUGAUUCUCUUCCUCUAAAGUUUAGGAAGUUGGGUGGUGAUGAUUAAGAUCCAAAUUUCUAAACUCACUGAUUGGGACCGAGUUAAUCUACUGAGGCUAAUUGUCCGGAAGUCAACCUUCAAAUAUGGUCAGCAUUCUGAGCUACCAAAAGAAUUCAAGACUCGGCCUUCAUGAACUGAUCUUCGAUACAUCCUAAGGUCCGUGUAUCCACGAAUCUUCCCAUUAUAAAUGUGAGGUCGAGCUACAAAAUGGGUUCAAUAAAGUUACAAGGUCUUUGUAUCUACAACCUUCCCAUGUUUGAUAUAAAUAUCGUUUUGCAUGAACAUAACCUAUAAGUGAACUCCACUGUGUUUGUAUUUGUUUUA